Molecule: messenger RNA, 1321 nt
Organism: Dromiciops gliroides (monito del monte)
Lineage: Eukaryota; Metazoa; Chordata; Mammalia; Microbiotheria; Microbiotheriidae
Gene: FTCDNL1
Product: formiminotransferase cyclodeaminase N-terminal like
Exons: 6
Coding region: 113-1102 (329 amino acids)
Molecular function (GO): folic acid binding; transferase activity
Source: RefSeq, a predicted model, not a curated record
CUUCGUUGUGUUGGAGGUUCAGCCUUCCCAGUGAUGAGUGAUUUCGAGGACUCUUUCUUCUCGAGGGUCCCGUUGGGUUGUUGUAGGUAAAUGGUUGAUACAGUCUCCAAGCAUGAAAAUUACAAUGUCUUCUAGCAGACUGGGGCUCCGUUUGGCUGCCUGUUUACUAAACAUUUCUGAAGCCAGAAGAAAAAACGUAGUUGAGAAAAUAGCAAAAGCUGCUCUUUUUGAAGAAAAUGGAAAAGAAUAUCCUGAAGUUACAGUGCUCAAUAUAUUUUCUGAUUAUGAUUAUAACAGAUCAGUUAUAACAAUAGCAGCACCUGUUGAGAAGUUGGUCAACUCUGUACUUGCUGCAUGUGUGGAGGCUUUCCAGGUGAUUGAUAUGGAGGUUCAAGAAGGAAUUCACCCGUGCCUUGGAGCAGUGGACCUCAUUCCCAUCUACCCUCUUUCUGGGAUAGGAGUAGAAGAGUGUGGAAUGGUGGUCAGAAGUUUAGCUGAAAAGCUGACAAUCCAUGUGCCUGGUUGCAGUAUGUUUCUUUUUGGAGAAGCUGACCAGCCUGAGAAACGAAGCCUUGUCCACAGACGGAAGCAGCUUGGCUGGUUCUCUAGGAGGGAGUUCAGUUUUCUUAAGCCUGAUAUAGGAACUAUGCCUAACAAAAGAUGUGGCUUAACAGGUAUUGGUGCUAGCCCCUAUGUGAUGAACUGCAAUGUGACGAUUGACUCUCAAGAUCUGGCUACAGGAAAAAAGAUUGCAAGUGCUAUCAGAGGCUCCAAUGUGGGUGGACUAAAGGGUGUUCAAGCUAUGGCUUUUCCCCAUAAUGGGAAAAUUGAAAUUGCUUGUAAUGUAGAGAGUUUUGAAGAUCCAAAACCUAUGGAAAAAACAGGAUAUAUGACAUAUUGUAUUCUUGGGCAUCAGUAUUCUUAUAUUUCUCCUCAAUCGCUAGAGGCUCAAAUUAAAAAGCUGGCUCAUGAUCAGGGAAUUAGCACCAUUGGAACAGCAUUGGUUGGGUUUACACCUCAGGAGUGUAAAGACUGUGCUGAAUAUGCUCUAAGGGAAAAGAUUGGAGAAUUCUGGAAGAAAAGGGAGGGCAUUUUCAUGUGACUCCAGCAGAUGCUGUUUUUGCAUUAAAGGGAAAGCAUCAACCUCUACCAAACCCUUUCUUCAUUCAGUAAGAAUGAAAAGAAGAUGCCAACGGGGGUUGGAUUGCAGCUGUGAUAGGAAAAUGGUAUCUGUAAAUGUCAACAAAAAAUGGCCUUGUGAUUUUGCUAUGAUUAUUAAGAACACUUAGCUACUGUGUGGUAGUUAUGAAGGAUCUUAGAA